Haliotis rubra (blacklip abalone) is the source of this 1972-nucleotide messenger RNA. Its product is annotated as mucin-5AC-like. NCBI's taxonomy places the organism in Eukaryota, Metazoa, Mollusca, Gastropoda, Lepetellida, Haliotidae. Bases 85 to 1797 code for a protein of 570 amino acids. The transcript has 4 exons. The record is from RefSeq and is a predicted model, not a curated record.
CGUGACAUGUCCAGCUGAUCAAACACUGUCGGUAUGGUAUACAUGUAUACAGAUGCGAUGGAACUCCUGCAGGACUAGUCGUAGAUGGAUGUGCCAACACUGUACGUCAACGUCGUGUGCCUCCUGAUCCUCGUCCCAGCAUCAGAUGAGCGGCCAUCCAGACAGCAGCAUGCCAGGUUCCGUAACAAGCACGACAUGAAGGAUGUCAUCUUCCAGCAGGAUCUCAUCAGGGAGAUGAAAGCCAGCAGGGUGGGGUGUGCCUCGCAGUGUCAUAUUCACGCGACCUGCAAGUCCUACUUCUACAACAAGUCAACUCGCCGGUGUCGACUCCAUUCCACCAUCUUCACCGACACCACUGGAGCCAUACCUACAGAGGGAUGGGACUACUACGGGAGACAUGCAACUUCAGUCAAAAGAAACAAGGCAAAAACGACAACAAAGACAUUACCCUUGGAAUCGUCAACACUGAGCCCUGAACAUACAGCUGAAGCAUCAACUACUGUAGAUAUAACUGCAUCCAACUCGGGCGAUGCUUCAAUAGGGACAACACAAUCUUCUGGGAAGGAGGUUUCAGAGGAAGCCAGAAGCUCCCCUGGUACGACUGAGGAAAGAACAGUUACAGAAGCCGAUCCUGAAACAACUACCAGCGACACUUCCGCACAGAAGAGUCGUCUCUUGUCCACACUGGCAACAAGAUAUAGGUCCAGAACAGCAAGCAGCACAGAGAUGGGUGGAGCCCAAGAGAACCGUUUGACAAGUCGCAUGGUGACCAAACCAUUCGUGAAACUGUGGGCAGUCACACCUGAGUCUCCUCCUCCCGGGAAGCUAGCCUCAAUAUCAACCCAAGACAGCCUUUCAACGACGGAAGAUGGGAUUAAAAGUGCACCAGGGUCGCGUGUCACCAUAAAAACGACUGGCAAUGUGGUCUCCUCCUCCCCCACCUCUUCCACUACCACCUCCUCCACCUCCUCCAUCUCCUCCAUACCUACAACUGACAGGGACACAACGUUUAAUGCAAACGAACAGUUUUCUGAACAAAUUUUGUCAACGUCAAGUAACAGAUCAGAAGAUGAUAACAUGCCAGAAACAGACAGUUCCGUAUCUGUAGCACCAAAGGAUACAACGGCUAGCAACACAGGUCAGGUAGUUCAAACAUCUCACCACAACGAGGACCAGCAUGAUGAGCUGAACUUUCUCACCACUGAAGAUCAUGCCCAGUUGUUUGAAUUGUCAACAGGUCUGGCGAUCUCUCCUGAGACAACUGGAGAUGAAGACGACGAAGCUGGAACGUUCACAGUUAUGAUGGUAAUUGGUGACGAUGAUGAUGAGGUUGAAACUACCCAGUUCAUGAUGGGACCCGGUGUGGAGUCCACAGUGAGUGUCAUAUCUAUCGGUGGGGACGACGACGACGAACACCAUCAGCACAUACUGGACCAUGACGUGGAAGAUGACGGCGAGGUUUACUCCACGACUGAUGUCUCAGCCAUUACACCUGAACGAGGACCACUACAGGAAAGUGACGCUGGCAAGACCACCGAGGAGAAAUCACCUUAUGCUACACUGAGACUCGACAAAAGUGUGGCGAACUCUGGAUCUACGGAAUCGCCGACCUCUGGAAGUUCUGUAGCAGGCAAGGUGGCUACCUAUGUAGUGUUGGGAGUGGUUCUCCCUCUGUUGGGUGCGGUAGGGUAUGCUCUGUACCGUCGGUGGAGAACAGGAUCCUGGACUCGCCUACACAAACAGGAUGACAGCCUGAGUCUACAGCUCGUCUCCUCCACUGAUGGACUGACCAUGUAAUACUCUGGGGAUACAGCUUUUUGUUUUUUGGGUGGGAAUGUGGGUAUUUUUGUUUGAGACAAAUUGUCUUUAAACAAUUUUACCUUAAUACAUAAUUUGCUCUGUUUAUCUGGAUUUCAAAGAGCGUCAUGCCACUCUUGCUAAAGGUUACAGCAUUUAAAGCCUCAGUAAAGCU